This is a messenger RNA of Rhineura floridana, 9115 nucleotides long. RefSeq names its product protein tyrosine phosphatase receptor type J (gene PTPRJ). The transcript has 25 exons. NCBI's taxonomy places the organism in Eukaryota, Metazoa, Chordata, Lepidosauria, Squamata, Rhineuridae. The record is from RefSeq and is a predicted model, not a curated record. Gene Ontology annotation, molecular function: protein tyrosine phosphatase activity; cadherin binding. The coding region runs from base 611 to 4585 and encodes 1324 amino acids. Gene Ontology annotation, biological process: protein dephosphorylation; angiogenesis.
CCCUCUCAGCUGCGUUUCGAAAUCCACUGCAGAGAGAAAAAUGCUCCGCCGGAGCCACUUCCUCGCCUAACCCCAGUACGGACGGGGGCGGGCGGAGAACGUUCGCUCGAACAACUUCCUACUAGGCUCCCAGCGGCAGGCAGUAAAACCGACCUUUUCAACUCUUGCCAACGUCGGCCGAUUCCUGCCCCCUGGCAGCGUGGAGGAAGCGAUGAAUGGUCUGAAAGGGGAGGUGGCUGCCUCUCCGCACUCCACAGCCGCCGCGCCGCCGGCUGUCCUGCCCGUACAUCUCGCUCCACCCCGCUGCCGAGCGCUUUCCCCCCGGAGUUCUUCCUGCCGCCGCCGCCGCGAAAAAAAGGGGGGAAAUUAGCAAACGAGCCAUCGAGACGCCGCCUGGGGAAGGGCGCGGGACCGAGACGGCUACGCGGAGAACCUGGACGGCGCUCCUCCUUUCCCCCCUCCCCCUUCCUUUUCUUCUUUUUCUUCUCCGUUCUAUUUUGGCGGGCGGGCUGGAGUUUCUCUGCCAUGACUGCACUGGGCUGAGCGAACCUAAAGGGCGAAGGGGGACAGCGCAUUCCCGAACGGCCGCCUUUCUUCUCCAGCGAGGACCAUGAGGAGACUGGCGCUGCUCGUCGUUUCUUUCUUGCUGUGCCUCGGCAAGAUAACAGUUGCUGCUGUUUGUGUUAAUGAAUGCAAAUCAGUAAAUAAUGUAACAGUAUCAGAAACAGAAAUACACAUCCAGUUACCCGACAACUUUACAAUAAGUAAUGUAACUUUUGCAAAUGGAACAGAGGCUAAGCCUUCACCAUGGAAUGCUACAAUAUCUGGACUUGUUCCUGGCUCACAGUAUAUUGUUUCUUUUGAGAAUUCUGAUGGAACAUGCUGCAGAAUCAUUACAACAAAACCCAGUCCAGUUUUUGACAUCCGCGUUGAAAGCAUCAAUACCACAACUGUAUCUUUAAAGUGGAACAGUAGUGAUCCAAAUGCUUCUAUCUACACUUACCGAAUACAAAUAGAAGGAAGUGAUCCUCCCAGGAAUGAAUAUUCUUAUAAUGCCAGUGCAGUAAUUAGUGCCUUGGUACCUGGAACGUUGUACACAUUCAAAAUUUACCCACAAGUAGAUGGUAACAAAACUGAGGGGGACCCAAAUGAUAUAGCUGUUUCUACAAAGCCCAGUCCAGUUUCUGGCAUAAGUGUUGAAAACUGCACUAACACAACAGUAACUUUAAAGUGGAACAAUAGUGAUCCAAAUGUUUCUGUCUACACUUAUGAAAUACUAAUAGAAGGAAGUGAUCUUCCCAGGACUGAAUCUAAUACUUCCAGUGCAAUAAUUAAUGACUUGGAACCUGGAACUUUGUACACAUUCAAAAUAUACUCAGAAAUACAUGGUAAAACUAAAGGAGACCCAAAUGGCACAACUGUUUAUACAAAGCCCAGUCCAGUUUCUGGCAUAAGUGUUGAAAACCGCACUAACACAACAGUAACUUUAAAGUGGGACAAUAGUGAUCCAAAUGCUUCUAAUUACACUUAUCGAAUACAAAUAGAAGGAAGUGAUCCUCUCAGGAAUGAAUAUUCUGAUAAUGCCAGUGCAGUAAUUAGUGCCUUGGUACCUGGAACGUUGUACACAUUCAAAAUAUACGCACGAGCAGAUGGUAACAACACUGAGGGGGACCCAAAUGAUAUAGCUGUUUAUACAAAGCCCAGUCCAGUUUCUGGCAUAAGUGUUGAAAACCGCACUAACACAACAGUAACUUUAAAGUGGGACAAUAGUGAUCCAAAUGCUUCUAAUUACACUUAUCGAAUACAAAUAGAAGGAAGUGAUCCUCCCAGGAAUGAAUAUUCUGAUAAUGCCAGUGCAGUAAUUAGUGCCUUGGUACCUGGAACGUUGUACACAUUCAAAAUAUACGCACGAGCAGAUGGUAACAACACUGAGUGGGACCCAAAUGAUAUAGCUGUUUAUACAAAGCCCAGUCCAGUUUCUGGCAUAAGUGUUGAAAACCGCACUAACACAACAGUAACUUUAAAGUGGGACAAUAGUGAUCCAAAUGUUUCUGUCUACACUUAUCGAAUACAAAUAGAAGGAAGUGAUCCUCCCAGGAAUGAAUAUUCUGAUAAUGCCAGUGCAGUAAUUAGUGCCUUGGUACCUGGAACGUUGUACACAUUCAAAAUAUACGCACGAGCAGAUGGUAACAACACUGAGGGGGACCCAAAUGAUAUAGCUGUUUAUACAAGGCCCAGUCCAGUUUUUGGUAUAAAUGUUGAAAACUACAACAACACAACUGUGAAUUUAACAUGGAGAAAUGAUGAUGCAAAUGCUUUCACCUACACUUACAGAAUACAAAUUCAAGGAAAUGGUACCACAUGGAGUGAAACCUCUAAUGCCACCAGUGCAGUAAUUAGCCAUUUGGAACCUGGAACUUUGUACACAUUCAAAAUAUAUCCAAUUGCGGCUGAUAAACAAACCGAAGGAGACCUAGAUGAGAAAGCUAUUUAUACAAAACCCAGUCCUGUCUCUGGCUUCCAUGUUGUCAGCAUUAGCACAAGUACAGUAACCUUAAGUUGGGAAGACAAUGAUGCUUCUUCUUCGGGGUACACUUACAUAGUAUUGUAUCAACUAAUGGAAGUGGAAAUGUAUGUAACAUCACAAGACAAGAAUGUUACCAUUGAAGGACUUAAACCAGGCACCCUCUAUCGCUUCAGUGUAUUUCCACAAGCAGAAGACAACCUCACUAGAGGGGACCCUCAAAGCAUAGGUACAUGUACAGAUGCUGCAAGAGUGGAUAUGCUGAACUGCAUGCAAGUGGCUAAGCAGCCAGAAUUGAUUCUAAACUGGACUUAUCCCAAUGGGAGUUUCGUUGGCUUCAGAAUUGACAUUUUAAAUAUUUAUUGGAACGAAACACUUCCCGUGCAAAACGAGACCAAAGUAACAAAUUUGGACUACUAUACCAACUACACUGUUAGAAUUGUAACCCUUUCGUGUGGGAAUGAUAGCGUUCCUCGGGAAGAAAGAUGCCUUACAAGUAUCGGUGAUCCUCCGCCUCUGCCUACACCCCCUACUGUUAAGGCAACCAGCCACAACUCCUUGAAAGUUCAGUUUGGUAGCUUUAAUUCAAGCCAUGGACCUUUAGAAGCAUAUGCAGUAAUAAUCACAUCGAAAGAUGUUCAUGAUAUCACCAAUGAAGACCUGAAGUAUACAUAUGAUGAUUUCAUCAAUAAGAAAACAAAUGCUUAUGUUGCAGUUGUCGAAUCUGAGCAAAAACGUUCAUCUUCCUCUCCCAACAGCCAGCAGUAUGAUAUUGAAGUAGGAGAUGGAUCCAGAACACAUGGUUAUCUCAAUGGGAAGUUAUACCCUCUUGGUUCAUACAGAGCAUGUGUUGCUGGAUUUACUCGUAUUGCAUAUUUGAAUGAGACCAUCAGUGCAGAGAAGAGUUAUGUCUCAUUGUCACCCAUUUCAGGGCCUGUUGACUUACCUCAGGAUCCAGGUGUCAUCAUAGGAGCUGUUGUUGGAUGCAUUCUCGGUGCUGCUGUUAUUGCUGCUACAGUGCUUUUCAUCUUCUGGAAAAAGAGGAGGAAAGAUGGAAAAAAUACUGAUGUGCCAUUUUCUCCAAUUGAACCUAAAAAAUCAAAGUUAGUUAAAGUUGAAAACUAUGAGUCUUACUUUAAGAAACAAAAAGCUGACUCAAACUGUGGGUUUGCAGAAGAGUAUGAGGAUCUCAGGCAAGUUGGUGUAAAUCAGCCCAAAUUUGCAGCUGAACUACCAGAGAACAAAGGAAAAAAUAGAUAUAACAAUGUCUUGCCAUAUGAUAUUUCUCGUGUUAAACUUUCAAUCCAAAACCAUCCAACCACUGAUUACAUUAAUGCAAACUAUAUGCCCGCGUACAACUCCAAGAAAGAGUUCAUUGCUGCACAAGGCCCUUUGCCCAACACUGUGCAAGACUUUUGGCGCAUGAUCUGGGAGAAGAAAAUUUAUGCAGUUGUUAUGCUAACUAAAUGCAUUGAACAAGGCAGGACGAAAUGCGAGGAAUAUUGGCCAAACAAACAAUCGAAGCACUAUGGAGACAUAACAGUAGCCAUGACCUCAGAAAUUGCCCUUCCAGAAUGGACUAUAAGAGAUUUCUCCAUGGAAAAAAGUGAUUCAUCUGAAAGUCAUCCUGUGCGUCAGUUCCACUUCACUGCCUGGCCGGAUCAUGGUGUUCCGGAAACCACUGACCUCCUCAUUAGCUUCAGGCACAUGGUUCAGGAAUACAUGAAGCAGAAUCCACCAACUUCUCCUACUUUAGUACACUGCAGUGCUGGUGUUGGAAGGACAGGAACUUUCAUUGCAAUUGACCGUUUGAUCCAUCAAAUGGAGAUGGAGAACACAGUUGAUGUGUACGGUGUUGUAUAUGAUCUUCGAAUGCAUCGGUCUUUAAUGGUGCAAACAGAGGACCAGUAUGUCUUCCUAAACCAGUGUGUUUUGGACAUUAUUAAAUCACAGAAAGAGAAGAAAGGAGACCUUAUCUAUCAAAACACAAAUGCCAUGGCGAUCUAUGAGAACUUUACACCAUCACCAGCUACUGGGAAGGCAAAUGGUUACCAUAUAUAACUGCAAAGGAAUGACAAGCUUCCCACUUCUGCCUCUUACACAAGAGAGGGAAUAUGCACUGUUUUUGUAUGUCUUUUAUAUAGAGACCUUUCUCCACUUUUUUAUAACUGAUUUGAAGAUGCACGCAUUUUAAAAUGCCAAUAGGAAUUGUGGUUUUUAUAUAGUGUUAAAGGGAAAAUAUACUGUAUUUUACAGAAGAAUUUGCUUUGAAGAAGGUGAAGAAGCAUCACAUUAUUGGUGAAAUGAAUUCAUUGAUUAAAUGGUGAGAUCUCUUUUUAAACUUCAAAAAUAAUAAAUGGCGCAGAUACUUUUAAAAAAAAAAAUAAAAACCAGGCUUGUGGGUCACUGAUUCUGUUCUCCAGAAAUGUUAGUGUGUACAAUGGUUGCUUUAACCAUCAAAACCUAUGUAUCAGUGACUGUUCAUUCUUUUUAUUUUAUUUAAUUAGGGAACCCAAACAUCUUUAGCCAAUAUGUUGUGUUAUUAUGUACGCGUGCCUUUUUUCUAACUGUUUUGCUAAAGACAAAAUGAUCAGAGUCCUUUAUUUUUGUACUGAAAUUCUCAAUUGAAAUAUAACAUUUUAAAUAAGAUUAAUAUCAAUUCUUAUUUGAAAUAGCUUUUUUGAUUCUUCCUUCAUGGAAGUGGCAACCCUUUCUUCGUAUUUUACUUUAGUCUGCAAAGACCUUACUGUAGAAGUAAUCCACUAGAUCAUGUGAGAACAGCAGCAAUCAUGUGAUACCUUGGUUGUAUAAAACUAUAUUAAGUUAUGGAAAGAUCCUUCUUAUAUGGUUUAGCUUAAACUUUUUUUAGUUCUGUGUUCAUUUUCAUGUAUUGAAAUUAGUGCUUCUCACUUGCAAUGUUAAAACUUUUUGGAAGUACAUUCAGAUUCUGUCAAUGGUGUUCAGUGCCAUUAGUGCCCUUGGCUACAGCUGAAUCUCCUUUUCCUUGACCUCACUGUCCUUACCCUCAUUUUCACUCACUGCCAUUCAAUCUGAUUUGGUUGGGUGCCCCAUAUGAUUUUGUCUAACGUCAUGAUUCUACUUCUGUCCUUCCUGUGAACAUAAUCAUGUUGAAUCACUAAACUGGACAGACUAAAUGUCUAUGAGGAGAAAGAAGGCUGAGGUCAGUGAGGGCCAAGUGAAGGAAAAUGGUGAAGAAGUGAAGUGGCAGCUGCCACUGGAAUAAAAGGGUGUCAAGCAUGUUUUAAAAAGUGAAUGUUCAAUAUGAGUAUCCCCCCAAUUAAUUCUGUCUUGUGGAAUAUGCUAAUUUCAAAACAAAUAUUGAAAACAGAAUGUAUUUUGCCUAGCCUUUAAUCGUGCAAAUACAAUACCCACAAAUGUGUUGUGGAAGCAGGGCUGUUGUAUGCACUGGCUACAUAAAAACUUGACACAGUGGAUUGAACUGCAUGGAGAGGCAGUUAUGUGCAGUCUCUAGUAAGUCCAGCAUUAUUACACACAUCCUCAGGUUUCACAGCAGUUUCAGGACAGUAGUAAUGUUGGCUUCAGUGUGUGCAAAUAGAAUACAGGCAACUGCAUCUCCAUGUGGCUAGAGCUAUCUCAUUGGUAAGUCUGAGUGUCCACUGUCUAGUUAGCAGUUUAUCCAAAUGUUAAGGUUAUCAUUUGAUAGCUGUCUCCUCAAUCGAUCUUGAGGACUGGCCCUUAGUAGUGCCAUUUGAGGAAGGGGAGAGCUAUGUAUCUGAGCUUUAACUUGUUGUCUUUGUAUGUCUGUGAGCAUUGUAGUAUGUGGUGUUAGUGGGAAAAGAACCCUCCCUAUUGUAAUUGAUAUGUUUAUGUUCUUGUACAUGAUAAGGAUUCUUUAAAAGUGCAAUAUUUGAUUUGCUGAAUGAAUUAUUGCCUCUAUUUCCAUAGAGUUUUACUCAGGUUCAGUGUCUCUUCUUAUUUGUUCUGUGGUUUAAUGUUAUUACAUGUAUAAUUUGUGGAAGACUGAAGAACUAUAACAGAGUGAUCGGGAAAGUUCAUUGACUUUGCUAUAAUUCUAUAAAAAAUAAAUGUAUAAAAAUCUGCUGAUUCUGCCAACUGCAGAAUAUGUUUUAGCCAGUUAAAACUGAGGUAUAUAUUUUUAAUGUUGUUGUAUCAAAGAUAUAUAAUUGCUCUACUGAUUUUCAUUUGUUUGCAUUAUGCUGCUGCAGUUGCAAUGGAUACGAUUAAUGAAAAUUGAAGGGUUUUCCAUUAAAUUAAUUGUAUUGGUACACUGAUGUUAAAAUUAUGAAGGCAUUCUUAAUGAAGGAUGUGUAUGGGAAGUGGGGGGGUCAUUAUUAGUCAAUGCGCUGGCAGCAUUAGAAAGUGAUAUUAUCUUUGAGUGUAUUAUAGAGCUAUGUGUAAAAUAUUUUAGUAUUGUGGGCUCCACUUCUCAACUUCUUUGGUGCAAAAAUCCUGUUAAUUGCAUUGAGCUUGUACAGAGUGGACAAAAUACUUGAAAGGACUAGGGUGCUGUAGGGUAUAGUAAGCUGUACUCCAUGGUUCUGGAGUAUUUAAAAGUCUGUGUGGAAAAAUCAGUUGCCUUUUGGAAAUAGAUAGCUCAAAAAUGGGGAAAUGGUUCCCCAUCCUAUUCUGCCCCUACCAAAGUCUAUGAUUUGUGGCUUUUUAUAUCUAUCUAUGCCCUAGAUAGAAUGCCCUUUGGAUGUUGGUGUGUUGGUCCGAAUACAUUCCUUUAAAAAAAUAAAAAGCAAGAGGGGGCUCAGUAAAUCUACUUCAUACAUUUCACAUUCCAAUGCAGAGGUUUUCUCCAUAUAAUUCACCAAGACUCCCAACAGAUUUAAAUUGUAUUAUGUAGUAGAAGUCAACUCCUACAUUAUUUUGGUGGUACCGGUUGAUGAGAACCAGUAAACCCCUAUCUUAUUUAAGUUAGGUUCUUGUCUGCUUUAUAAGACCAUUGUCAAGGAAGAGGCUUUGCACAAGAUUUAUCUAAUAUAAGAAGCAAUGAUCCUAAUCAUGCAAUAAUUGAUGCUAGCAGUCUUUUGCACUUUGAGAUAAGUACAAUUAGCAUGCAAAUUUUACUGGUGAACUCCCUUUAAGUGGGGUAUCAGACCACAAACUAGCUUAUUGGUUUUUUACCAAGUGCCUGUCUUAUCACUGUGUAGACAACUGAAAUGUUGUGUCUGAAAAGUUACCAGAAUUUGUCUGUUUCUUACUAAAGUAAAUGUUGAACUGCAGCUCCCAACAGCCCCUUCCAGCAUGACCAAUAGCCAAGGAUUAUGACAGUUGUAUUUCAGCAAUGUCUGGAGGGCAACAGGUCUCCCCAACCCUGGCUUAGAUUCUUGCCCUACUUCCUUCCAAUUAAUCCCUUGUAGGUCACUCUCCAUACCACAUGAUGAUAUUAAUGGAUGCUAUCAACUUGACCCUGAUAGGUCAGUUCAGUGGCUGACAACUGUGCCAGGAUACAAGUUUCUAGGAUUGGGCCAGAUUUAGUGUGGUCUUCAUAACUAGCUGCAAUUAACGGUGCUGUCAGGGCAGGACUUUAGGGCAGAGGUCCAAGGCCCCCCUCAGCAUAAUGAGCGGGAAGGCUCCCAAAUGCAGCAGGGGCUCAAUUACUGCAUUUUUAAAUAAGUGAAGCAAAUACAUAUUGCCCUCUAAAGGAGAGGAGCCCUGUAGGACCAUUAAGUCCAGAGUCUAAAAUUACCUAACUGCAGGACUGAUUGCAAAUCAUCCCCAUAAGCAAUGUCAGGGGGGGGGAAUACUAUUUUAGUUCAUGCUGUACAAACCUAGCCCUAAACAUUUGCACUUGAUUACCUGCCUGUAACAGAAACAUAACACAACAGUCUGUGAUAUAAUAUGCUGGCCCAAUCCUAACCAUUUGUUUUGCUGGGGCACUCUUAGAUAGAGUGAAGUAGCUCAUCUGGGGCAGCUAAUUGUCAUUUAUUUGGUUUUAUUAUUUUUACCAUUAUGGGGGCACUAUUGGUUCAUCUUUCUCAGAUACCAAAAUGUCUUGGUCUGUCUUUUUUGCCAGUGCAGAGACAAUCCAGCAGGAUAUCUAUCAACACUGGCUUGAAUAGGAAUAGUUUCUCACUGUCGUAUAAUUUUCCUUUCAAUUUAGGCUUUUAAGUUAUCAAUUCAGAGUACAUAAUUACGUUGCUGGGAAUGUUCAGAUCAUCCUUUUCUAGCCUUAAAAAUGGAAGUAAUAACCAAAAGGUCAGGAUUCAGAGAAAGGAGAGAACUGUUCAUGCACAGUAGUUCCCUCUGUCAAGGAGAUAAGCCACCAUUAAGUUUAAAAAGUAGCCAAUCUCUUAUGCAGUGGGAACUGCUGUAAUGACAACAUCGAGCAAAAUCCCCAUGCAUCUCCCUUUGGGUGCUUGCCAAUAUUUCUAACUGGGUUUUUAUUUCCAUGCAAAGCAUGAUUAUGAAGAAGGGAUAUUCUUUGUGCUUCGGAUAUAGCUGUUAUAAUUGGAUGUUCAAAUGAUGUACAAUGUUCAGUGUUUCAUCCAUUGUACAGAUGUUUGUCACAUACUGUCCUUAAUUUUAAUGGUUUGAUUGUCUUUACAAUGACAUAAAAGUAACUAAAUAAAACAUUGACAU